GAAGUACAAAGUUUGUCCGCUGCGGGGCACCGUAGUGGCUUUACCCAGGGCGGAGCGGGCUGAGCUGGGCUGGGCGCUGGAGCCCAGUUCAGCUUUGGAGACCCCGAUGGCUGCGGUGUUUUUGGUAACGCUCUACGAGUACUCGCCGCUUUUCUACAUCGCGGUGGUCUUUACCUGCUUCAUCGUGACCACCGGCCUGGUAUUGGGAUGGUUUGGUUGGGAUGUUCCAGUAAUUCUGAGAAAUUCUGAAGAGACCCAGUUCAAAACAAGAGUUUUCAAAAAGCAAAUGAGACAAGUCAAGAAUCCUUUUGGCUUAGAGAUCGCUAAUCCAUCUUCAGCUUCGAUUUCAACUGGCAUAACUUUGACAACAGAUUGCCUUGAAGAUAGCCUCCUCACAUGCUACUGGGGGUGCAGUGUUCAAAAAUUGUACGAGGCUCUGCAGAAGCACGUUUAUUGCUUCCGAAUAAGCACUCCCCAAGCACUGGAAGAUGCUUUGUAUAGCGAAUAUCUCCAUCGAGAACAGUAUUUUAUUAAAAAGGACAGCAAAGAAGAAAUAUAUUGCCAGUUACCAAAGGAUACUAACAUUGAAGACUUUGGGACAGUGCCCAGAUCUCGCUAUCCAUUGGUAGCACUGUUGACCCUGGCUGAUGAGGAUGACCGGGAAAUUUAUGAUAUUAUUUCCAUGGUGUCAGUAAUUCAUAUUCCUGAUAAAACUUAUAAACUGUCCUGUAGAAUAUUAUGUCAAUAUUUACUCCCGACUCAAGGUCAAUUUCAUGAUCUUAAGCAACUUUUCAUGUCUGCAAAUAAUAAUGCCACUCCUUCCAGCAAUUCCUCUCCAGAAGGUGAAAGCACAGACCGCAGCUUGUUGGAAAAGGCUGGACUUUCUGAAAGUGAAGUAGAGCCUCCGGAGGAGAGUAGCAAGGACUGCGUUGUUUGCCAGAACGGGACCGUGAACUGGGUGCUGCUGCCCUGCAGGCACACGUGCUUGUGCGACGGCUGUGUGAGGUAUUUCCAGCGGUGCCCCAUGUGCAGGCAGUUCGUUCAGGAGUCGUUUGCACUUCGCAGUCAGAAGGAGCAAGAUAAAGACAAACUGAAAACUCUCUGAGGAUGUUGUUGCAACUGAAAAGUACAAUUACCACUCAAGAUGCAGAAAUUUGGUUCUUGGAAUUAAUCAUAACAUGGAAUGUACGGUGUUGACUGUCAAUGACAAUUCUAUUUUAACUUCAUAUUUGUACGGUACCUGGAUGAUGAAACUUAAUUAUUCCGUCCUGUUCCAUAUGGUAAAUGCUGGAAUACCAUCUGUGUUAUACAUAAAAAUGCAUUCAGCUCUUGAGAAGAAAGCAAAUGUCUGGCCUUUUAUCAGCUAUGGGAUAUCAUGUAAUAUUAAUUAGAAAAUUUCCAAAAAAGCAAUCCAUCUAAAAUUUGAGUAAGUAAAAGUCUUUUUCUGAAUGUU
This is a messenger RNA of Myotis lucifugus (little brown bat), 1453 nucleotides long. It is a transcript of the gene CGRRF1, whose product is annotated as cell growth regulator with ring finger domain 1. The transcript is spliced from 6 exons. The record is from RefSeq and is a predicted model, not a curated record. Gene Ontology annotation, biological process: negative regulation of cell growth. The coding region runs from base 107 to 1105 and encodes 332 amino acids. Lineage: Eukaryota; Metazoa; Chordata; Mammalia; Chiroptera; Vespertilionidae.